Pimephales promelas (fathead minnow) is the source of this 3391-nucleotide messenger RNA. Lineage: Eukaryota; Metazoa; Chordata; Actinopteri; Cypriniformes; Leuciscidae. The record is from RefSeq and is a predicted model, not a curated record.
AUCUUGACGUCAUAUUCAUGCGACAUUGGAAUGAACACAUGCACCAUGCGUGUGAAAAAUAGAGGUGCAUGAAUUAAAUACAUAUACUUAAUAAAAGAACCGUAUUGUUCUCGAGAAGUCGAAAACAUCGUUUUUUGUCAUGGCUGGACACACGCUGGUAUUUAAAUCAAAUUAUGCAGCCUCCAGUAAAAUAGAGCCGUUCUAUAAGGGAGGCAAAGUACAGAUAAGUCGUGAUGAACAGCACAUCUUCUGCACAUGUGGAUCAAGAGUCAACAUUUUGCAGAUCAAUACAGGGAAAAUCAUACAUAGUAUUGAGCAGGAUGAUCAGGAGGACAUCACCUCGUUCUCUCUCAGUCCUGAUGAUGAGAUGCUGGUGACAGCCAGCAGGGCUUUGCUCUUGAAGCAGUGGGACUGGAAGCAGGACAAGUGCACUCGGUCGUGGAGGGCCAUCCACAAUGUGCCUGUGGCCAGCAUGACCUUUGACUGCACCUCCACCCUGCUGGCGACAGGAGGUUGUGACGGCACCAUCAAGCUGUGGGAUGUUGUGAAGCAGUACUGCACACACAAUCUGAAAGGGUCGUCUGGUGUUGUACAUUUGGUGGAGUUUCAUCCGGACAUCAGCCGGCUGCAGCUCUUCUCUUCCUCCGCGGACUGCGGGAUCCGGAUCUGGGACCUGCGGAGCAGCAAGUGCGUCUGUGUUCUGGAGAGCCACUACAGCGCCGUCACAUCGCUGGCCUUCUCUCCUGAUGGCCAAACCCUCGUCAGUUCUGGCCGAGACAAAAUCUGUUCGGUGUGGGACCUGAAGGACAAUGCGGUGAAGAGGACAGUCCCCGUCUAUGAGGCUGUGGAAGGUGUUGUUCUUCUCCCUGGGACGAGCGAUUACUCCCAGAUGGGUGUGAAGAGUGAAGAGUUACACUUUGUCACGGCUGGCAGCAAAGGCGUUCUUCGAGUGUGGGACUCCAGCUCAGCGCGCUGUGUGUUCACGCAGACUCUGCCGGAUGCACCAGCUCUCAGCACAGACGAGGCCGAUUUGGACCCGCGCUGUCUGGUGCACCUCCUGCCCAUGCCUCAGUCCAACAGACUGGCCACAGUCACCGCAGAGCACAACAUCCUCAUCUAUCAGAUGCCCACGCUCACCGUGCAGCAGCAGUUCGUGGGCUACAAUGAUGACAUCUUGGAUGUGAAGUUCCUGGGGAAGGACGACACGCACAUCGUUGUGGCCACUAACAGCGCUCAGCUGAAGGUGUUUGAGUUGGCCACUAACAGCUGUCAGAUUCUGUAUGGACACACAGACACCAUCUUAUCUAUUGAUGUAUUGCGCAAAGGCUCUAUGUUCGCCAGCUGUGCAAAGGAUAGGUCCUUGCGGCUAUGGAAGAUGGAUCCGAACAGCGGCUACGUGCAGUGCGUGGCUCAGGGCAGCGGACACUCCAACGCCGUGGGCUCGAUCGCCUGCUCCAGGUUAAAGAAAGUCUUCCUGGUUUCGGGCAGUCAGGACUGCACUAUUAAGGUGUGGGAACUGCCUGACCCUCUGCCCGCCGUGGGAUGUGAACCGGUCUUGAUGACGGCAAAACUCACAGAGAAAGCUCAUGACAAGGACGUGAACAGUGUGACCAUCUCUCCCAAUGACAAACUGCUGGCCUCCGGCUCUCAGGAUCGCACUGCUAAACUCUGGUCCCUGGCUGAUAUGAGUCUGCUAGGCAUCUUCAGAGGUCAUGCUCGAGGUAUUUGGUGUGUUCAGUUCUCUCCGGUGGACCAGGUCCUGGCCACAGCCUCAGCCGACGGCUCCAUCAAGAUCUGGAGCCUCCAAGACUUCAGCUGCCUCAAGACGUUUGAGGGACAUGAUGCAUCUGUGCUAAAGAUCAUAUUUGUCAGUCGAGGAACUCAAAUGGUGUCUAGUGGAUCUGAUGGACUUGUGAAGUUGUGGACCAUAAAGACGAACGAGUGUGUGAAAACAUUCGAUGCUCACCAGGACAAAGUGUGGGCUCUGCAUGGCAGCAGCAAUGAUGAGCUGAUGGUGUCUGGAUCAGCCGACUCCACCAUCACACUGUGGAAGGAUGUGACUAAAGUGGAGCUGGCGGAGGAGCAGGCCAAACAAGAAGAGCAAGUCCUUAAGCAGCAGGAACUGUCAAAUUUACUUCAUGAGAAGAAGUACCUGAAGGCUCUGGGUAUCGCCAUCUCUCUGGAUCAGCCGCACACUGCCUUACGAGUCAUCAGAGAAAUUCGGCAGCAGGAGGAUGGGAUUCAGGAGCUGGAAAAGACCCUCCUGAAACUCCGUCUGGACCAAAAAGAGUCGGUGCUCCGCUACUGUGUGGUGUGGAACACGAACGCGCGCAGCUGUCUGGACGCUCAGGCCAUCCUGCGGGUGCUGCUCACACACCUGAGCCCUGAGGAGUUGCUGCAGUACCAGGGGGCUCGCACUCAUCUGGAGGGCCUCAUCCCGUACACAGGUGUUCUGUCCAAACCAACCCACACACACCGUGACAUGCUAGAGAGCCUUCUGACCUCUCCAUUCACAUAUGUAGUUCAUUUGAAUCAUGUUUCCCGCAGAGAGACACAUGCAGCGGAUUGGCCGUCUCCUGCAGGCCUCGAUGUUUCUGGAUUACAUGUGGCAGAAAAUGCGCAUAACAGGCGGCAAAGAGAGUGUGAACUUAGACGAGGAUGAGAUGGAUACCAGUCCUCAGUCCAUAUUCAUCAUAGACAAGCAACCAAUGGAGAUGACAGACACUCGAGCAUCUCAGCAGCAACCGGAAGAGGACGAGGAAGAGGACGAUUUGGAGGAUUCAGGAAACAGUGUGGAGCUUCUUGAUGAAGGUGUCAGCACGUCUAAAAGUGCUCAUGUGAAUCGCAAGAAACCCAACGGGGUGAAUAGAGGCGCAGAGGGAGGUCAUGUGUCCAGUGAGGAGAGCGAAGAUGAAGAUGAAGUCAUGGAAAUUUCCACCAAGUCUCAGCCCAACACAUUUACAGGUUCUGCCCUUUGCAAAACAGCAACUAUAAGAUGAUUGGCUGCUGUAGCUGUCAAUCACAAGCCAUUUUAUUCAGUACUGUAUAUUGAAUUGAUGGACCAUUUCUGAAUAUUCUGAUUCAUCCACAUAUUGUUGCUUAAAAAAAGCGGUUACCUGUUUAUCACCACACCAAAUGCAAAAAAUGUAAUUUUUAAUGGAUUUUUUUUUAUCCUUCAAAUAAAUAACGAUCAUAUCUCUUGAACUGUUUUUACUCAAUAUAGCUAUAUAAAGUAUUUAAAUGCAGUGUAAAGUUUAAUAUCAUUGUUUUAGUGGACUUGAUAAAAAUAAGUUCAGAGUACUCAUUACUAUUGUUUUUAUAAACUUAAUUGAAUUGAGGCAAUCGGUUUCCUCAAGUGAAAUGAGUUCGCUUAACUUGUUAGGUUUUACAG